Mesorhabditis belari is the source of this 702-nucleotide messenger RNA. Lineage: Eukaryota; Metazoa; Nematoda; Chromadorea; Rhabditida; Rhabditidae. The record is from the annotation of a GenBank genome assembly.
AUGUCAGCCCGUCCAUCCCGAUUUUCCGUUUUGAAGAUCGAAGGAGACUCCGAGGAUGAAGCAAAAUCUUCAACGAGCAAGGGCAAGCAAAUACACGGAGGAUUUAUCGUUCAUGCCAAAGAGAAAAAGCAACGACAACCGAAGAAAAAGGCAACGGAAAUGAAAGAUGCUUUUCCUGAAGAGCCAAGCCAGACCGAGGAUUUGCCGGACAUGGGAACGGAUGACUUGACACAAGCAAUCGAAGAAAGUCUCAAAUUCAUGGAGGAUGACAAGAAGAGCAAAGAAGAGCUGAAUGAAGCAAUCGCGCAAAGUCUCAAGUCAUUGAAACCUCAACAGUCAGCUGCUGGAGCUCCGCUUUAUGGAAUGGUCGCUGAACAGGACCCACUUGAUACGAUUCUUCAAAAAUCAACGGGUUCAAACCAAGUCUUCAUCGGCCUUCUGCAAGAUCAAAUCAAGAAGUUGACCAAUGAACUCGGAAUCGAACGGGAAAAGGUUUUGCGGGCUUCACAUGGCGAGCAAAAGUACAAGGAACGUUAUUUGAAGCUUCUUAGUCUCCUGCAGGAUGCUGAAUUAAAAGAAGCCGUCGAAAAGGCCAAUGAACUCGCUAAACGUGAUCAAAUAAUCGAAGAGCAAGCCAGUCAGCUGAAGGAACAGCAAGAUGUGCUCGAGAAGUUGCGAAGUCAAAUUCGACCUCCCACUCAA